GUCUCCGGCGCGGCCCGGCCCGCGCGCUCUCUCCAGCCGCUCUCGCUGACCUCGGCUGCGCCAUGGCCAGCCCGCGGCCGCCCGGCCCGGCCCCGCUGCUGCCGAUGCUGCUGCUCCUGGCGGCUGCCGCGCGCGCCCUGCCCGGCGCCGGCGGGACGUGCCCGGAGCGCGCGCUGGAGCGGCGCGAGGAGGAGGCGAACGUGGUGCUCACCGGCACGGUGGAGGAGAUCCUCAACGUGGACCCGGUGCAGCACACGUACUCCUGCAAGGUUCGGGUCUGGCGGUACUUGAAGGGCAAAGACCUGGUGGCCCAGGAGAGCCUGCUGGACGGCGGCAACAAGGUGGUGAUCAGCGGCUUCGGAGAUCCCCUCAUCUGUGACAACCAGGUGUCUACUGGGGACACCAGGAUCUUCUUUGUGAAUCCUGCACCCCCAUACCUGUGGCCGGCUCACAAGAACGAGCUGAUGCUCAACUCCAGCCUCAUGCGGAUCACCCUGCGGAACCUGGAGGAGGUGGAGUUCUGUGUGGAAGACAAACCCGGGACUCACUUUACCCCAGCACCUCCGACGCCGGCUGACGCGUGCCGGGGAAUGCUGUGCGGCUUCGGCGCAGUGUGCGAGCCCAGCGGGGAGGAGCCGGGCCGGGCCUCCUGCGUGUGCAAGAAGAGCGCCUGCCCCAGCGUGGUGGCGCCCGUGUGCGGCUCCGACGCCUCCACCUACAGCAACGAGUGCGAGCUGCAGCGGGCGCAGUGCAGCCAGCAGCGGCGCAUCCGCCUGCUCCGCCGCGGGCCCUGCGGGUCCCGGGACCCCUGUGCCAAUGUGACCUGUGGCUUUGGCAGCACCUGUGCACCCUCAGCCGACGGGCAGUCAGCCUCCUGCCUGUGCCCCACGACCUGCCGGGGCGCCCCCGAGGGCACCGUGUGCGGCAGCGACGGCGCCGACUACCCCAGCGAGUGCCAGCUCCUGCGCCGCGCCUGCGCCAGCCAGGAGAACGUCUUCAAGAAGUUCAGUGGCCCCUGUGACCCCUGCCAGGGAGCCCUCACCGACCUGAGCCGCAGCUGCCGCGUGAACCCGCGCACGCGGCGCCCGGAGAUGCUUCUGCGGCCGGAGAGCUGCCCUGCCCGGCAGGCGCCGGUGUGUGGGGACGAUGGCGUCACCUACGAAAACGACUGCGUCAUGGGCCGCGUGGGCGCUGCCCGCGGUCUCCUCCUCCAGAAAGUGCGCUCCGGCCAGUGCCAGCCUCAAGACCAGUGCCCGGAGCCCUGCCGCUUCAACGCCGUGUGCCUGUCCCGCCGGGGCCGCCGUCACUGCUCCUGCGACCGUGUCACCUGUGACGGGGCCUACAGGCCUGUGUGUGCCCAGGACGGGCACACGUAUGACAACGACUGCUGGCGCCAGCAGGCGGAGUGUCGGCAGCAGCGCACCAUCCCCACCAAGCACCGGGGCCCGUGUGACCAGGCCCCGUCCCCGUGCCGCGGGGUGCAGUGUGCGUUCGGGGCGACGUGUGCCGUGAAGAACGGGCAGGCAGCCUGCGAGUGCCAGCAGGCGUGCUCGGGUGUCUACGAUCCCGUGUGCGGCAGCGACGGCGUCACGUACGGCAGCGCGUGCGAACUGGAGGCCACGGCCUGCACCCUCGGGCAGGAGAUCCGGGCGGCCCGCAGAGGACCCUGUGACCGCUGUGGGCAGUGCCGCUUUGGAGCCCUGUGCGAGGCCGAGACGGGGCGCUGUGUGUGCCCCUCGGAAUGCGUGGCCUCGGCCCAGCCCGUGUGUGGUUCUGACGGGCACACGUAUGCCAGUGAGUGUGAGCUGCACGUCCACGCCUGCACACACCAGAUCAGCCUGCACGUGGCCUCGGUGGGACGCUGCGAGACCUGUGGAGACACAGUGUGUGCCUUCGGGGCCGUGUGCUCAGCGGGGCAGUGCGUGUGUCCCCGAUGUGAGCGCCCCCCGCCGGGCCCCGUGUGCGGCAGUGACGGCGUCACCUACAGCAGUGCGUGUGAGCUGCGGGAAGCCGCCUGCCGCCAGCAGAUGCAGAUCGAGGAGGCCCGGGCAGGGCCAUGCGAGCAGGCCGAGUGUGGCUCUGGAGGCUCUGGCUCCGGGGAGGAUGGCGAGUGUGAACAGGAGCUGUGCCGGCAGCGAGGUGGCAUCUGGGACGAGGACUCGGAGGACGGGCCCUGCAUCUGCGACUUCAGCUGCCAGAGUGUCCCGCGGAGCCCGGUGUGCGGCUCAGACGGCGUCACCUACAGCACCGAGUGUGACCUGAAGAAGGCCAGGUGCGAGUCGCAGCCAGAGCUGUACGUCGCGGCCCAGGGAGCCUGCCGAGGCCCCACCUUGGCCCCGCUGCUGCCCAUGGCCCCCGGGCACUGUGCCCAGACCCCCUACGGCUGCUGCCAGGACAACGUCACUGCCGCCCGGGGUGUGGGCCUGGCUGGCUGCCCCAGUGUGUGUCAGUGCAACCCACACGGCUCCUACGGCGGGACCUGCGACGCAGCCACGGGACAGUGCUCCUGCCGCCCAGGCGUGGGUGGCCUCCGGUGCGACCGCUGUGAGCCUGGUUUCUGGAACUUCCGAGGCAUCGUCACCGAUGGCCGGAGUGGCUGCACCCCCUGCAGCUGUGACCCCCGGGGUGCCGUGCGGGAUGACUGUGAGCAGAUGACCGGGCUGUGCUCCUGCAAGCCGGGGGUGGCUGGUCCCAAGUGUGGGCAGUGUCCGGAUGGCCGUGCCCUGGGCCCUGCUGGCUGCGAAGCAGCCCCUGUGGCCCGCGGGACCUGUGCGGACAUGCGCUGCGAGUUUGGUGCGUCCUGCGUGGAGGAGGCUGGCUCCACCCACUGCGCCUGCCCGACGCUUGCCUGUCCCGAGGCCAACGCCACCAAGGUCUGCGGGUCGGACGGAGUCACGUACGGCAACGAGUGCCAGCUGAAGACCAUCGCCUGCCGCCAGGGCCUGCACAUCUCCGUCCGGAGCCCCGGCCCGUGCCAGGAGGCUCCUGGUGCCCGCCCGACACUUGCGCCCGUGACCAGCUCAGGGCUUGUCCUGAAUGAGGCACUGCCGCCCCCGCCCAGCGCCCUCCCCCUAACUCCCGGCAGUACCCCCCGCAGCCGGCCUACCCGUCCACCCGCGUCACGGCCUCGGACCACUGCCAGCGUCCCCAGGACCGCCAUGCGGCCCGUGCUGACCGUGCCCCCGACAGCACCCUCCCCUGCACCCAGCCUGGCCACGGCUGCCUUUGCCGAGUCUGGCAGCGCUGACGGGAGUGGAGACCAGGAGCUGAGCGGAGACCAGGAGGCCAGCGGGGGAGGCUCCGGGGGACUUGAGCCCCCUGAGGGCAGCGGCCUGGUGACCUCAGGGCCGCCCGUGGAGCGGGCUUCCUGCUACAACUCGCCUUUGGGCUGCUGCGCAGAUGGGAAGACGCCCGCGCUGGACGCGGAGGGCUCCAACUGCCCUGCCACCAAGGCGUUCCAGGGCGUGCUGGAGCUCGAGGGGGUCGAGGGCCAGGAGCUGUUCUACACGCCCGAGAUGGCCGACCCCAAGUCGGAGCUGUUUGGGGAGACAGCCAGGAGCAUCGAGAGCGCCCUCGAGGAGCUCUUCCGGAACUCCGACGUCAAGAAGGACUUCCGCAGCGUCCACCUGCGCGACCUGGGACCUGGCAGAUCAGUCCGAGCCAUUGUGGACGUGCACUUUGACCCCACCACAGCCUUCAGGGCUCCCGACGUGGGCCGGGCCCUGCUCCGGCAGAUCCAGGCGGCCCGGCGCCGGUCCCUGGGGGUGAGGCGCCCGCUGCAGGAGCACGUGCGGUUCAUGGACUUCGAUUGGUUUCCUGCCUUCUUCACGGGAGCCACUGCCGCCGUGGCCACGGCCAGAGCCACCACUGUGGCCCGCCUGCCAUCUGCAGCGACCCCUCGGGCCCUGUACCCCAGUCACACGAGCCGGCCAGUCGGCAAGACCACCGCCCUGCCCACCACGCGCCGGCCCCCCACCACUGCCCCCAGCCGCGUGCCCGGACGCCGGCCUCUGCCCGCAGGCCCCCAGCAGUCCCCAACGGCCUGCGACUCCCAGCCCUGCCUCCACGGGGGGACCUGCCGGGAGCAGGACUCGGGUGGGGACUUCAGCUGCAGCUGCCCGGAGGGCAGGGGCGGCGCCGUCUGUGAGAAGGCUCUGCCCGCCCCAGUGCCAGCCUUCGGGGGCCGCUCCUUCCUGGCCUUCCCCACUCUCCGUGCCUAUCACACACUGCGCCUGGCGCUGGAAUUCCGGGCGCUGGAGCCGCAGGGGCUGCUGCUUUAUAACGGCAACGCGCGCGGCAAGGACUUCCUGGCACUGGUGUUGCAGGGCGGCCGCGUGCAGCUCAGGUUUGACACGGGUUCCGGGCCUGCAGUGCUGACCAGCACGGUGCCCAUAGAGCCGGCCGUUGGCACCGCCUGGAGCUUAUCGAGGCACUGGCGCCAGGGUACACUCUCGGUGGAUGGUGAGACGCCCGUUCUGGCGAGAGCCCCAGGGGCACCGACUGGCCUCAACCUGGACACGGACCUGUUUGUGGGUGGCAUCCCUGAGGACCAGGCUGCCGUGGUGCUGGAGCGGACUGCCGUCGGCACUGGCCUGAGGGGCUGCAUUCGCCUGCUGGACGUCAACAACCAGCGGCUGGAGCUCGGCGGCUGGCAGGGGACUGCUGCCCACAGCUCUGGUGUGGGCGAGUGCGGGGACCCCUGCCUGCCCAAUCCCUGCCGCGACGGUGCCCCGUGCCAGGCCCUGCAGGCCGGCAUGUUCCGUUGCCAGUGCCCGCCUGGCCGCUUCGGCCCGACCUGCGCGGAGGAGAAGAGUCCCUGCCAGCCGAACCCCUGCCAUGGGGCAGCCCCCUGCCACGUGCUGCCCGCGGGGGGGGCCACGUGCGAGUGCCCCCUGGGCCGUGGGGGUGCCCUCUGCCAGAUAGUCUCGGAGCCCGACGAUGCACGGCCCUUCCUAGCGGACUUCAGCGGCUUCUCCUACCUGGAGCUGAGCGGCUUGCACACCUUCGGGCGGGACCUGGGGGAGAAGAUGGAGCUGGAGGUGGUGUUCCUGGCCCGCGGCCCCAGCGGCCUGCUCCUCUACAACGGCCAGAAGACGGACGGCAAGGGGGACUUCGUGUCGCUGGCGCUGCGCGACCGCCGCCUGGAGUUCCGCUACGACCUGGGCAAGGGGGCCGCCGUCAUCAGGAGCAAGGAGCCGGUCACCCUGGGCACCUGGACCCGCGUGUCGCUGGAACGAAAGGGCCGCAAGGGCUCCCUGCGUGUGGGUGACGGCCCCCCAGUGCUGGGGGAGUCCCCGAAAUCCCGCAAGGUCCCACACACCGUCCUCAACCUGAAGGAGCCGCUCUACGUGGGGGGGGCCCCCGACUUCAGCAAGCUGGCGCGGGCAGCCGCCGUGUCCUCCGGCUUUGACGGCGCCAUCCAGCUGGUCUCGCUGAGAGGCCAGCAGCUGCUGACCCAGGAGCACGUGGUGCGGGCCGUGGACGUCUCCUCCUUCGCCGACCACCCUUGCACCCGGACCUCAGGCCAGCCCUGCCUCAACGGGGCCUCCUGUGUGCCCAGGGAGGCCGCUUACGUGUGCCUGUGUCCCGGGGGCUUCUCGGGGCUGCACUGCGAGAGGGGGCUGACGGAGAAGGCAGCGGGGGACCUGGACGCGCUGGCCUUUGACGGGCAGACCUACGUCGAGUACCUCAGCGCUGUGACUGAGAGCGAGAAGACGCUGCAGAGCAACCGCUUCGAGCUGAGCCUGCGCACCGAGGCCACGCAGGGGCUGGUGCUGUGGAUGGGCAAGGCCACGGAACGGGCAGACUACGUGGCACUGGCCAUCGUCGACGGGCACCUGCAGCUGGGCUACGACCUGGGCUCCCAGCCCGUGGUGCUGCGGUCCUCCCUGCCCGUCAACACCAACCGCUGGCUGCGGGUCAGGGCGCACAGGGAGCAGAGGGAAGGUUCCCUUCAAGUGGGCAACGAAGCCCCUGUGACUGGCUCCUCGCCGCUGGGUGCCACACGGCUGGACACAGAUGGAACCUUGUGGCUUGGGGGUCUGCAGAAGCUGCCCGCGGGCCAGGCCCUGCCCAAGGCCUACGGCACGGGGUUCGUGGGCUGUCUGCGGGACGUGGUAGUGGGCCAGCGCCCGCUGCACCUGCUGGAGGACGCUGUCACCAAGCCAGCACUGCGGCCCUGCCCUGCCCCGUGAGCUGGCACCCGAGCCCACCGCCCACCCUGCUGUAAUUAUUUUCUAUUUUUGUAAACUUUUUGCUUUUUGAUAUGAUUUUCUUGCCUGCUCGUGGGCCAGAGGGACUGCUGGCCCGGCCCCCUUCCGUCCAGGCCGCCGCGCUGCGGAGACAGACCGUGCUGAGGGACUCGCGGGCACCGUGGCAGCGUGGGGGGCUUGGCUUGAUGGCAGCCUCGGACGAGCCCCUCUGCCUCAGGGUGCCACGCCUCAGGCCGCGCACUGUGCCCCCCCGGGUCCUCCGUGUUCCCCUCGUGUCCCUAGCCCGUCAGCAGACCCUGCUCCCGGGUCACCCCGGCUCCAUCUGGCGCAGGGGUUGUGCUCACCCCGCGGGGCCCUUCUCAGUGUGAGCUGCUCCCUGCCUGGCCCGGACCUCUCGUGCCAAUGCUGUGACUUAGGGGCUACACUGCACCCCCCAGCCGUGUCCUGCAGUCCUGAGGUGCUGGGGAGCAGAGGCCAGGCCAAGGCCUGUCUGGGGCUUCCCGCCCCUCAGCUGGCCCUGUCCAUCCACCCAGCUGCCCUGGACGUGGCCGCGCCCCUGCCCCACGACCCAGGUCCCAGGAGGGGCCCUGGAGGGCACGGGCAGCUGUGCCAUGGCUCUACUGCCUGUCGGCCGCACGUCCAGCCUGACCACCACCUUGUCCUUCAUGCAUCGAUUUCAUCUGACGCUGAGUGGGACUCUGUCCUUCCUGCCCGGCCUGAGCACAGCCAGGCGCUGCCGCGUGGCUCAGCCUCACUCCGGGUCCAGGGUGAGGGGCUGUGGUUCUUGCUGAGAAGGAGCAGGGCCGGCCGGCGUCUGGCCAGGGCGCAGGUGCCAGGGCAGUAGAGGUGGCUCUGAAGCCAGAAAUGCCUUAAAUUGCAGCGUCCCAUCUCACCCCCACCCUUGCCGCCCGGCCCAGUCCUGGGAGCCAGGUACAGCUGGCGGGGUGGCCGCCAGACCCUCGCCGGGGCCGCACUGGGGCUGGAGGGGGCCCCGUGGCAUCAUGUUACUAACUCCAGGAUGUGUGUGUCGAUCACCGUGAAAUAAAGUCUGAAAGUUUAAA
Lemur catta (Ring-tailed lemur) is the source of this 7273-nucleotide messenger RNA. RefSeq names its product agrin (gene AGRN). Gene Ontology annotation, molecular function: calcium ion binding; laminin binding. The record is from RefSeq and is a predicted model, not a curated record. Lineage: Eukaryota; Metazoa; Chordata; Mammalia; Primates; Lemuridae. Gene Ontology annotation, biological process: G protein-coupled acetylcholine receptor signaling pathway; receptor clustering.